This is a messenger RNA of Brassica napus (rape), 615 nucleotides long. RefSeq names its product ethylene-responsive transcription factor ERF038-like. NCBI's taxonomy places the organism in Eukaryota, Viridiplantae, Streptophyta, Magnoliopsida, Brassicales, Brassicaceae. Gene Ontology annotation, biological process: regulation of DNA-templated transcription. The record is from RefSeq and is marked provisional. Gene Ontology annotation, molecular function: DNA-binding transcription factor activity; DNA binding.
AUGAAAAAACUCAAACUCAUGGAUCACUCAUCCUGCCGGAGGAGAUAUCAGGAUCCUCCGUCAAAGGCGACGGCGAGAACACUGAAUAAUAACAAUAAUAAUCCGAAGAAGAAAAGAGUCGUCAAAGAAGAUCUUGAUGAUGACAAGAUUGUUUCAAAGCAUCCAACUUAUCGAGGGGUGAGAAUGCGACAAUGGGGAAAAUGGGUCUCCGAGAUAAGAGAGCCAAAGAAAAAAUCAAGAAUCUGGCUCGGUACCUUCUCCACGGCGGAGAUGGCGGCGCGUGCUCACGACGUAGCGGCUUUAGCCAUUAAAGGCGGCUCUGCUCACCUCAACUUCCCUGAGCUAGUGUACCAACUCCCUAGACCGGCUAGUGCUGACCCUAAAGACAUCCAAGCCGCAGCCGCCGCUGCGGCAGCUGCCGUCGCCGUUGACAUGGAAGUAGAGACGUCUACGUCCUCUCCUGUAAGCUCGGAACCAUCGUCUCCGGCUACGACCACACUAGCAGACGACGCGUUUUCUGACCUCCCCGAUCUCUUGCUCGACGUGAACCACAACAUUGACGGCUUUUGGGACUCGUUUCCUUACGAAGAGCAUUUCUUCUCGGGAACUUACUAG